GACGUUUUUAUGUAACUUUGGAUGACUGCGCGAAAUACAAAGUGACAAAACGGCAUUUCGGCGCGCUGUUAAGUCAGUGAGAGUUGUGAAUUAACAGCACGUCCAGCCAGUGGUGUAUGAUGGAGUACGGAAAGGAGAGAGUGGUGGCGUUAGUGGACAUGGACUGUUUUUACGUCCAGGUGGAGCAAAGGCUGAAUGCAGCUCUGCAGAGCACUCCCUGUGUGGUGGCUCAGUACAAGACAUGGAAAGGAGGCAGUAUCAUAGCAGUGAGCUACGAGGCCAGGGCCCAUGGUGUCACCAGGAACAUGUGGGUGGAUGAUGCAAAGAAACUGUGCCCGGAUCUCCAGGUGGCACGAGUGCGUGAGUCUCAUGGCAAGGCGGAUCUGACACAUUACAGGGAGGCGAGUGUGGAAGUGAUCGAGGUAAUGUCUCGCUUCGCUGUGAUUGAGAGAGCCAGCAUCGACGAGGCUUACAUGGAUCUGACUGCUGCGGUCCAGCAGCGGCUGAAAAACAUGACAGACAAACAAAUUGAGCCUCACCUGCUGAGGACGACCUACGUCCAGGGGUACCCACAAAGUUCACCUGAACAGGAAGAAUCUGCAGAGGACGCUGCUUUGGAUAAAGAGGAGCAGAGGUGCAGAGGUCUCCAGCAGUGGCUGGCGUCUGUACCCGUCACUCUGUCAGGGGAACAGAGCUCCGCAGAACUGCAGCUAACUGUGGGGGCACUUAUUGUUGAGGAAAUGAGGGCAGCUGUGGAGAAAGACACAGGUUUCCGCUGUUCAGCAGGGAUAUCGCACAAUAAGGUAUUGGCCAAACUAGCUUGUGGUCUGAACAAACCAAAUCGACAAACUGUUCUGCCUUUGGACUCUGUGACAGAACUUUUCAACUCUCUGCCCGUCGGCAAGAUACGAAACCUGGGGGGCAAGCUGGGCGCUUCCAUUACAGAAACUCUGGGGGUAGAGAACAUGGGAGAUCUUGCUCGCUUCUCUCAGGCUGAACUGGGACAGCACUUUGGAGAAAAGACAGGUCAGUGGCUGUUUGACUUGUGUCGGGGGAUUGAGUUUGAAGCAGUGAAACCCAGACAGCUGCCCAAAUCCAUCGGCUGCAGUAAAAACUUCCCCGGGAAGACAUCACUGGCUACAAAAGAGCAGGUGCAGUACUGGCUUCAUCAACUGGCCCUUGAGCUAGAAGAGAGACUUACCAAGGACAGAGAAGUGAAUGGUCGAGUGGCUAAACUUCUCACGGUUGGUGUACGUCAGCUCGGGGAUAAGAGGCCGAGCAGCUUCUCUCGCUGUUGUGCGUUAGUGCGCUACGAAGCAACCAAACUAUCCAGUGACAGCUUUGCCAUCAUCAAGAGUCUAAACACAGCAGGGAACCACCAAGCAGCAUGGACUCCACCCCUCACUCUGCUACAUCUCUCAGCGAGCAAAUUCAGUGAUGCUCCAUCAGCAGGGGGCAUCGCUGGCUUUCUUUCCAGUGAUGUCACUUCAACCCAGAGUCUUUUAUCCACCACGCAGCGCUCCACGCAGACACCUGCUGAACUGAAAAAUGACUCUACGUGCAAACAAGCUGGCACCAUCCAGUCCUUCUUUCAAAAGGCAGCUGAGAAACAAAAACAGAAGGUUACAAAAGAUGGAGACGGUGAAGACGGCGACGAUACAGGUGCCACAGGGAUUCUCCCAGCUUCCUCCUCUCUCAAAACCUCUGCUACUGAUCAGUUGGAGACCAAUUGCCCCGUUUCCUCCUUCUCACUUUUUUCUCAGUCUAAAAAUGGUUCUGCCAACCCCCCGUCUGGCAUUUCCUCUUUCUUCCACAAGAAAAGUCUUGAAAGAAGCUCAAACAAGCUUGAUGUGGCACAUAAGGCUGGACCUAACCAUAAAGAAGACACUGCUACUGCUGUGUCAGGUCUACAGGCCAAACAGGACUCAUCUCAGCAGUCGCCACGUGAAGAGUUGAGGGAUGAACUGGACAUGGAUCCAGAGGUAAAUCACCAUCCUUCCAGUGUGGCCAGAGAAGACAUGUUGAACUGUGAACGCUGUGGCCAGGAGGUGUCAGUCUGGGAAAUGCCUGAACACAACGACUACCACUUUGCUUUAGACCUCCAAAAUUCACUCUCUUCACCCAGUCUUCCUCCAUCUUCCUCUCGCUCUGAUAGCUCUCUAACUCCCCUCAGAUCCCAGUCCUCACGUGGCAAGACAAAAACCAGAGGCCAGUCAGAACCACAACCAAAAAGGCAUCGAUCCCAAGGUGGAAGUACGGGCACUCUGGAUUCUUUUUUCAAGAGGAACUGAUGAUGUGUAUUCGGGAUGCACGAUAUUAGAUAUUUUCCCAAUAUCCGAUAUACAGAUAUGUAACAACUCAUUUGGACAAUAACCAAUAUGGAUAGCGAUCGAGCCACCUCU
This is a messenger RNA of Plectropomus leopardus (leopard coralgrouper), 2402 nucleotides long. It is a transcript of the gene polh, whose product is annotated as polymerase (DNA directed), eta. Gene Ontology annotation, molecular function: DNA-directed DNA polymerase activity; damaged DNA binding. NCBI's taxonomy places the organism in Eukaryota, Metazoa, Chordata, Actinopteri, Perciformes, Serranidae. Gene Ontology annotation, biological process: response to radiation; error-prone translesion synthesis. The record is from RefSeq and is a predicted model, not a curated record. Gene Ontology annotation, cellular component: replication fork; nucleus; site of double-strand break.